Molecule: messenger RNA, 1280 nt
Organism: Eutrema salsugineum
Lineage: Eukaryota; Viridiplantae; Streptophyta; Magnoliopsida; Brassicales; Brassicaceae
Product: E3 ubiquitin-protein ligase CCNB1IP1 homolog
Exons: 11
Coding region: 234-1148 (304 amino acids)
Biological process (GO): chiasma assembly
Source: RefSeq, a predicted model, not a curated record
UGAAAUCAGCUAAGAGAGUCCGUCAGAUCGGUGAGCUAAAGCGCCGUUUGUUGUUCUUCCUCGUUCUCUGCGACGCGUUCUCUCUCAAUCUCACAAAAUCGCAGAUCUCUGGAGUCUGUGCCCGUUUAUGCUGAAUUUCUAGGGUUUCCGUCCUGAUAUUCGUUUGAUUUCGUCUUCAACUUCUUAUCACUAACCGUGUGUAGCAGCUUGAGAUACUUAUAUCAGAGGUUGCCAUGAGGUGCAACGCCUGCUGGAGGGAAUUGGAGGGCCGGGCCAUUGCCACAACAUGUGGUCACUUAUUAUGCACUGAAGAUGCCACCAAGAUUCUAAGUAAUGAUGGGGCAUGUCCCAUUUGUGAUCAAGUGCUCUCCAAGAGUCUAAUGAAACCUGUGGAUACCAACCCAAAUGAAGAAUGGAUAAACAUGGCGAUGGCUGGAAUUUCUCCACAAAUACUGAUGAAGAGUGCAUACCGAAGCGUAAUGUUUUACAUUUCGCAAAGAGACUUAGAGAUGCAGUACAAGAUGAAUAGAGUUGUCGCACAGUGUCGUCAGAAAUGUGAGGGUAUGCAAGCAAAGUUUAGCGAGAAAAUGGAGCAGGUGCAUACAGCUUACCAGAAGAUGGGCAAGAGGUGUCAGAUGAUGGAGCAAGAGGUAGAAAACUUGACCAAGGAUAAACAAGAGCUCCAAGAGAAGUUCUCCGAGAAAUCUAGACAGAAAAGGAAGCUUGAUGAGAUGUAUGACCAGUUAAGAAGCGAGUAUGAGUCAGUCAAACGCACAGCAAUACAGCCUGCAAACAAUUUCUACCCACGACACCACGAACCUGACUUUUUCUCAAACCCACCAGUUAACAUGAUGGAGAACAGAGAGCCCACUCGCAAAGACCGGUCGUUUUACUCUCCUGCAACACCAGGACCUAAAGAUGAGAUAUGGCCAGCAAGACAGAACAGUUCAAACUCGGGUCCAUUUGACAUCUCCAACGACUCACCCGCAAUUCCAAGUGACGUUGGAAACAGAAGAGCAGGAGGAGGACAUCCUGUUUUUGGUGGUGGUGGCACUUCUAAUCCCCAAUCAACACUACGAAACCUUAUCCUCUCCCCUAUCAAACGCUCUCAGCUCUCUCGUUCCCGCCCUCAACUGUUCACGUUAUAGCCUAGCGAUCAAGUUCAAGUGUUUUGAACCUGCCUUGGUGGAAUCCCUAAUGGUCCCAACCAGUACGUGACUCUUCGUUUUUAUAAUGUCUUAGAAGGGAAAAUGUAGGAUUUGAGAAAAGGAAAAACUCUC